CCUUUUUAUGAAGCAAUAGACCGUAAUGUUGAAUUGGCGAAAAGAUUCGGAUCUGCGCUCGUCGCAGAAGAAGCAAGAUUUGCCUGUCUGCUAGGCACCUGUUCACAACCUACCCAUGGUUCACAAUCUCAGACUCCUCCACCAUGGUUGAUAUCGGAGGUUCCACGGGAAACGUGUCCCUUGAACUCGCUUGAGCGCUUCCCGACUGGAAAUUGAAAUUCGUUGUCCAAGACAGGAAGGAAGUGAUAUCUUUGGUGGACCAAACGGCCGUGCUGGCAGACCUCAAAUCCGAGGUUAAAACAUCCGUUGAGUUCAUGGAACACGACUUCUUCAAACCACAGCCUGUGAAAUGCGCCGAUGUGUACUUGCCGAGACUCAUACUUCAUAAUUGGUCCAACAACGAUUGCUUGCAAAUUUUGCGGAAUUUAGUGCCAGCUCUAAAACAUGGGUCCAGGAUACUGGUGAAUGAGAUCGUCAUGCCUGAUUGGAGAGAAAUUGAAUGUAAAAAAGCAGAGUCGAACAUUCGGUAUAAUCCAUUCAAGCCUCUUCAGGAAGCACAUAGUAACACUAAUGGAUGAACCACAGACUGAUGGACAUAUUCAUGUUGAUGUUGUUCAAUUCUCAAGAACGUGACCUCAAGCGCUGGCAGGAGCUAUUCAUGAAAGCAGAUCCCAGAUACUGCUUCAACAGUAUUUAACGUAGCCCAGAGUCCCUUUUGUCCGUCAUCGAAUUUGUUUGGGGUGGCGAAGCUGAUAGUCAGAGGAUUACAUACAGCGACGGCAUAUCUCAAGAACACGCAAAAGAAGAGGCAGUGGAAUCAUUACUUGUUGAACGUGAAACUGAUUAUGGAGGUAAGUCUAUAGAAGCUCUGUUUGCGUUAUAGAACAAUGGGGUACAAUAUAUUUCGAAAAUAUGAUAUGCGUAUGCGUUAGCAAGUAAGGGAACUUGUUCUAUAGAAAAUCAAGAGUUACCCCAUGACAGGUAUAUAUUUAGACCAUGAUUUGCCAAUUCAAGGGUGGUGAUAGGAACCGUACUAGAGUCUUACGAUGCUGUAGCUUUUAGCGCUAGAACUUUCAAUUAGCGGAGAACGUCUUUGGCUCGCGACGACAACAGAACAUGCAAUAUAUAUAGUGGCGAAU
Sclerotinia trifoliorum is the source of this 1139-nucleotide messenger RNA. NCBI's taxonomy places the organism in Eukaryota, Fungi, Ascomycota, Leotiomycetes, Helotiales, Sclerotiniaceae. The record is from the annotation of a GenBank genome assembly.